AUGAGAGAAAAUUCUUCUUUCGAAGAUCCAUCAUCUGGCGAUCAGCAAACAUUAUCACCAGCACUUCAUAUAACAGACGAUAUCAAACAUGAAGCAUCUUUCCGUAUUAUGUCAUCUGAUACUGAAGGUGAAACUGAGCAAAGCGUCGAAGAAUCCGAGCAAGGAAUUUCACUAAUGCAAACAUCCAAAUAUACCAGCGACAUAGUACUAUUGGGAGAAGAAGAAACACACCCAGAAAUCACUGAGAGUGAACCGGAACAGACAAGUCUUCGUGUUGUUGCUGAAGUUUGUAACGCUGAACAUCCAGACGACUUUCUAACCGAGAUUAUUAUAACAUCCGUUGUUAUUGAUACACAAAAUGGAAGCACAAAUAAACAGUUACUGCCAUUGUCGGUCAGUACGGAAGAAUCCAUUUCCACUUCACAACCGAAUAUAUCCGGACAGGACACAGAAGCGGAAAUCUCAACCGGCAGAAUAAAUACAAAAUCAGAAACGUUAAAUAAUUUGAAUGAACUAUUAAAUCAGGAAGCAGCAGAUACCAAUCGAGUGAUUGACACUCCUUUCGAUGUGGGAUUGGGACUACAAAUAAGAAAGAUAAUGUCAACGGCACUGUUGCUACCCGAAACAAAAAAGAAUAGUAUUGAAAUUGAUUAUCAAAGAAAACGUUCAUUUACACACUGA
Messenger RNA from Didymodactylos carnosus, 681 nucleotides. NCBI's taxonomy places the organism in Eukaryota, Metazoa, Rotifera, Eurotatoria, Philodinida, Philodinidae. The record is from the annotation of a GenBank genome assembly.